AUGUCAUUCACUCUUUCUCCCACUUCGAUAUCAUCUUAUUCACCUUCUCCAACCACAACUUCAAGAUUGCCCUCUCCGACUCCGGCUCCAUCGCCUUCAAUUCCAGUGCACAGAGAUGGCUUACUCAUACCCACAGAUAGACCACUAGAUGAACUAGAAGGGAAAUGGUUGAACAAAUUAGGAAGAUUGAAAGUUGAUAGAGAGGUGAUAUUACCUGGUUAUGCGUUGUAUUCACUAAGAACCUGGUUUCUAUCCCGAACACAUUUCUCGCAUACAAUAGUGACCCAGACUGGUAAACCAACUGAACAAAUAUCCGCAUAUCUCCUGUUUCCACUCCCAGAACUUUCCGCUCAAGAAGCAGCUACAGAAUUAACCAAUGCCAUACAAUUCUUAGCAUGGGAGACCCAAUCCUCUCCUCGAAAGACCGAAUAUGGUACUUUACUUGUCAACACACCUUCUGCUUUUGGUCAAGAUGUAUAUCCUGUUCCAGGAGGUGAUUUUAGAAUGGCAAAACCGUUCACUACUGUAAAUACUGGAUUGAGAAGGUUAGGAUGUGGUGGCAGGGCUAUAAUAGGUAUGGAUGUCCCAAUUCCAGCACUUCGACGUAAAUUUCAUGAAUUAUAUAGAAUACCGCAACCUACUCAUUCGAUCAUACCAUUAUCGCGUAACGCUUCACCUACUACAUCUCCAACCAAAGUAUUAUCAGCUUCUCCAUUAUCCGAAACUCAUCAACAUCAAUAUCAAAGUCAACAGAUUCAAUCAAAUGAUAUCACCUCUGAUCCGUUUACGUAUUUGGUCAUAGAAUUGGUCAAACUCAUACAAUCAUCAUUAGCACUUUGGGGAUUAUAUGAUAUAGCAAGAGGUGAUAUGGAAAUCGAUGGUUUGUUUUGCGAUGAGACUAAAGCUGGUAUCUUCCAAUGGAGAAGAAUAAUGGGGAUGGAACAUGAAGAAUCAUUGAAAUUAGAGAAAGAAACAUCUGGAGGAUGUAUUGAUCCCAGAACACUCGCUGCGAUAUUAAGUUCUGUUACAAGCGUGCAUUAUGAACUUGACGCUUUGGACAUAGAAAAGCUCCCCAAAGAUCCUUUUACGAGUAUCAGACGAUUCCUCAAUACAUGGGCUGGAUAUCAGUCCUUCAUUGGUAAACAACCAGAAUCAUUGCAGUUUCUGACAAUCCCUUCAAUUCGUUCUUUGACUCAGCAUUAUCUUGCUGAUAGGACACGUCAUCACGGUGAUGGAUUGAAGGUUCACCGCAUGCUCUUCAACGGAGUUGCUCAAGCUACCAGUUCAUUGUCAGCUAAUCUAAAAGGUGGUACAGCUGAAGAUACACCGAUUCGAAAGAGAGAACAUCAUCUGCGUUUCAAAGGAGAUGAAGAUGAUGCUGGUGAGGGUGUGGGAUUAAUCGUUCCAGAAGGAGAAGUAGGACCUGUAGCACCUCCAGAUGUGAUCACGACUGAUCUAGAAGCUUAUAUAAAAGGGGUAUUGAGAUCAAGAGAGAAAGACUGGGAUAUCAUGGGUGCAAGGAGAGUUGCUGAAUUAUGGAAUGGUACACUCGCUGAUAAUGUUGAGGAGAGACCAAGGAGGAGAGGUAAAAUGGCAAGUCUGAGCAGUAGCACUGGAUCAAACACCAGAGAUCAUAGAAAUGUUCUAAGGAAAAGAACUCAAUCACGAGACUUUCAUAUUGGUCAAACUGGAAUACGAGAAGAUGACGAAGGCGACAUCAAAGGUGCCAUCAAAGAGAUCUCGGGUAGAGCAGGUCAAGCUAUCAAAGGUGGUUUCGGAUUGGUAUCUCGAAAAGGCACAAAUUACGAAACGUCAGACUCAGAGACCGGGGGUGGUCCCGGACCUUCUACACUCAAGUCGUCGGUGAUGAGGAAGAAGCAAAGUACUAUACCCACUGUCAUCGAACCAGAUUUGGAAGAUAUCGAUGAAUUACUCGAUAGAGGUCAAUCAGCCUCGCCAAGCCCUUCAACAUCUUUCAAACCCUUAAAUCAAAAUUUCACUUCAUCUAAAAAAUCGCUUUUGCAAGCAAACUCUGUGGCACAUUCAAAGAGACCAUCAAUAGUCACGCAAUUGUCAGGUAAUGAAAGUGACAUUUGGUCAAGAGGAUCUUUAGCAGCAGGAUUUAGUCCCACGGAGGAGAAGACGGAUCCGGAAUAUCCAGUGAAUGGUCACUCACCAGAUGGGAUACAUCCAAAACCGUUGAUGAACAGGACGCCAUCAGAUAGAGCAUUGGCAUGGCGUAAUCGUGGUAGAGUGACUACAAUGUUAAGGACGGCGAGUGAUGGUGCGGAUGUGGUCGUUGAAGAGACUGGAAUGGAAUGGGAAGUUACAAAUCCUCAUGGGACGGGGAAAAGGGAAGCGAGUGGAUUAGAGGGAAAGGUAUUGGAAUUGACAAGAAGACAUUCUCUGGAACAAAUUGACCUCUACAAUGAUAUGAGAAGAGUGGGACCUGAGAACCUGCAAAUAGACGUUGAGAUGUGUGCAGUUGUUUUGGAAUUGAAAGAAAGGGAAAGACAAUUAGCGCAAAAAGCGAGAGAUGUCAAAUUACUUGAAGAAUCUGUUUUCUAUCAUUUAUCCCAAUUCGUCACUGCCGCUCGAGCACGUCGAACACAUGUCGAACAGCUGUCAUCUACAGCUUCAGCACUGAGAGCUCAAAUUGAAUCAUUGGAUGUCGAGGACGAUCACGAAGGAUCGCCGAAAGAUAGGUUCCAUUAUUAUUUGAGUGAAGAAACUCAUCGACCUGAAUUAUUAGAUGAUCUAGGUAGAUUGAGAGAGAUGUGGGAGAAUGUGAGAAAAGUUCAAGAAGAGAAGAGGAAUCAAGUUGAUCUUGAUUCUGAAAAGAAGUUGUCACAGAAGAAAUGGUGGAGUUUGUGGUAA
Messenger RNA from Kwoniella shivajii, 2877 nucleotides. RefSeq lists its product as uncharacterized. Gene Ontology annotation, cellular component: Sin3-type complex. The transcript has 15 exons. Lineage: Eukaryota; Fungi; Basidiomycota; Tremellomycetes; Tremellales; Cryptococcaceae. Bases 1 to 2877 code for a protein of 958 amino acids. The record is from RefSeq and is a predicted model, not a curated record.